AUAAAAAAUUGUAAACAUCAAACAUGUGCGUUUCGGCGAAAUUGCUAUUUGCAUGAAAUAUGUUCUCUAAACGUGAAAUUUCUGCCAUUUAAAAUAUAUUUCUCGCGAUAAAUUUUCAAAAGUACAUCACCAUCUGACUCUCGACCAUCUCUGAAAAUUCUGUAACCCUCGAAAUGUCUACAGCUACAAAACGGAAACUAACAUCGAUCGAAAACUGCACCGAAAGUAAAACACCUAAACUAAUUUCCAUCAGCUUCGGACCCUCUUUCAGGAAGAGACUUAAGACCGAAAAUGCCAUCAAUGCUAUAAAAGAAUUCGUAGAAACGAAUAAAGAACGCGAUGUAGUCACCGAAUACAUAAACGCUGGCGGUAGUGCCAAAGAAAUCGUUUCAUUGAUGAAACAAUUCGAUGGCAAGAAAGAUCUAACCGUAGCUAAUCCUCUUUUAUCAGCAUUAGAAUGCAUCGUGUUCAAAUGCAAUACGGAUUUGUUACUGAUACAGAAAAAUGUAGAAGAAGCAUGCGAACAGCUACUGUGCGAUUAUCAGCACACUUUGCAGAAUAUGCUGAGUAGUGUGAAUAGCACAACUAGUCAUCGAAAAGUAGUUCUGAAGCUUUUCACAGGAAUGGUUAAUUUGAGCAACGGAUUAGCUAAACGAUUACUAACGUUGUUUCCCAUAAAUGUAAAAACGAUGCAAAUCUUAACCGAUACGAGAGCUUCUUCGGCUAAAUUAAGGACGUGUUUUAUUCAUUAUCUGUUAUCGUUCUUGGUCGACGAUAAUAUAGUGUUGAUAUCGGAACUGCUCCAGAAGAAAGGACUGAUGACUUGUAUUAUGCCUGGUUUGAUUAACGAUCCUCCGGAUAUCAUUGUACUAGUUUUGAACACAUUACGUUUGAAAAUCGUCGAAAAUAUUAGAAUAUCGAAAACUCAUAAACUACAUACCUUCAAUACGAUGGUACUCCGAGCACUGGAUAAGCUUUACGAUUACAGUAUUUCUGCAGGAGAGUCUACGGAGGAUCAUGAAUUAAUCGCUAACGUUGAAGAAACAGUGAAAAAUUCGGUGCAUUCGUUACUAAUGACACUUUGUACGUCGAGUAAAAUAGGUAUUUUGUUCAGAGAACGCGGUUCGGUGGCUGGGAAAAGCCCCAAUCAAUUGAUUUUUACGUUAUUAGAAAGCAUGCCAACCCCUUGGGAUCAUCCUUUACGAAGUGAAUUGGUCACCGAGAUACUUAAAUUUUGUCCGGAAUUUAUGAAGUUGAUUUAUCACUCAGCUGAACCUUAUAUUCAACCAAAUAUUUCACUUAAGUGGAUCAAUUUGAUCAAUUUCAUGGAAAAGAUGAUAGAGAAACAAGAAUUACCAUCUGAGAAUAUAGACGAUCAGAAAGCAAUGAGUUUUAUUUCCUCGUCCAUAUUCAUACCUCAGAUACAAAAAUUACUACGAGAAGUGAACGAAGAUGAUGUACAUUCUCAUCCUUUGAUCAGAUUCCAUAUCUUAUCCCUUAUUCGAUGUUUACUUUUGAAAUUGAAGACCAUUUUGAGAGAUUAUACGAGCAAGUAUAAUACUAAAAGUACUUUUGAGCUGCAAGUCGAUAACUUUUUGAAUAAAUAUCUGGUACCGAGCCCUUGCAUAUUAAAAGCUUACAAAAGUGGAUUACAAAAUGCUCAAGAGGAUCCGCAAGAAUCACAUCAGCUACCGGAGCUCGACGAGUAUUUAUCUUUAGCUGCAGAUGUCUUAUUACUUUACAGUGAAACGUCGCCUUUGAAUUUCAAUCAGUUACGAAUACAGGAAAACAUCGAUUUGACGACUGAAUCUAAAAACCCGGACCUUCUGUUUAAAUUAGCUCAACUAACGUUUCAAAUUCACAGUCCAGAGCCAGGCCAGGAUCAGUUUUCGUUCAUGAUGAAUCAGUUCUUACAAUGCUACGUAACCGGUGCUAAUUCCGAGCAAGAUGGCGUAAUUCAGAAUGUCCUCCUGGCUACCGGAUUUUUCGACGGGUUCGAAGAAGAGAUAAUAGUUUGGCUCUACUGUUUCAAAAACGUUUCGUCCGAUGGAGCUUCUGUUAUCAGCAAUUUAAUCGUCAAUACUCUCAGCGUAUUAAGCAAAAAAAAUGAAAAAUUUAUCAAAGAUGUGACCUCGGUUAGUUCGUACGAAGAUACAGAUCUCAACGUAUCUAGUAUCGGGGAUGCUGCUGUGUUCGCCGAAGAAUACGGAAGUUUGAUGGAUUUCGCUAACGAUGAAUUCGAAACAGUUACAAUAUUACCGGUGAAAUUGAGCCCGGUCGUGCCAGCUUUUUUGUACGCUUUGAAAAAUACCAAAACGAGCAACAAGAACGAGACGAAAAUCGUUCAGAAUUUUGUUUCCUCUGUUCUGGUGAAUUUAUUACACACUCAGUGCUCUUGCUACGGAUUGGCAACAUUGAUUGGCAAAUACAGUAAUUCUUAUUUGACGAAAAAUCUGCUCGAGUAUUUAAAUUACUGGAAUAUCGAUUCGGAAAUAGAUUCGCUAAAUUCUUCGGUCAUUCCUGAUGCCAUUACACAACGUUUCUUCAGCAGAUUAAUGACUUCGAAAAAAUCCCAAGAUUCGAUCGAAUCAUUCUUCCAAGAUUUAAACGAAAUGGAUUGCAUAUCAUUAUGGAACGCUUGUCUUUUCUACGCGAUUCAAUUACGAAGGAAACAAAUUCUAGAAAAGCCCCUAAUCUCAGAAAUUAUCUCAACGUUAGCUUUCAUCGGAGCCAAACUCCAGACACAAAGUGCCCUGUGCCUAAAAUUGCUUCUGACUAAUUACAUUUUUGUAAACGGAUUCUCCAUCGAACGAAGUAAAUCAAACGCGUUUACUGAAAUCGUUCUCAAAACAGUAAUCAAUUUUCAAAAUCAUCAAGUCGCCUUAGAUUACUGUUCCAAGUUCUUAUCUCCGUUCAGGCUCAAAUUCAUGUUAACGAUACUGGAAAAAAUCAGAAGAAAUAAACGCAUAAAAAUUAAUUGCGAAGCUUACACCAUCGAUGAUGUGAUCAAAUUCAUAGCUCUGUCUGGUAAACAGGCCACCGAACUUUUAUCCAGACUUGUACAUCUUCCAGUCAACAUUUUACUGAAUGAAAAACAAACAAAAUUAUCCGAAUGGUUCGAUCUGAUGAAAUGUUUGUUCAACGAAGCCGUUUCCAGUCUCGAAUAUCCCUUGACAAACGAAGAUUUUAAUUUGUUGAUCGUGAAAAUGAUCGAAAUACUCGAAUGCAAUGUUUCAACAGACGAUCUCGACGAAACGAUUAUUUCUUAUUUGAGUGCUUUUCCUCAUCACGUUCAACAUUUACGCGAUGAGGACGUUGAAAAUCUGCUCAAACAUCAUCCUGGAAUCAAUAAAUUGGCAGUUUUUCUCAUUCAGUAUCGUCCCAGUUGCUUGGAAGCCCUGCAAUCGAAGCUCUUACCUAUUGAGAAUCACCUAAACGACAUCGAAGGUUUAUUAGACGUUUUGAAUAAAAUCGACUUGAUUGGAGAAAUCGACGAUGAAAUCUUAUCACAAGUUUAUCGAAGCGAAAUCUGCGAUUUGAAUAAAUUAUUAGACGGAUGCCCUUGGCUGGAACAAAAUAAAUCGCUGAUUUUGAAAAUCAUUCAGCAAUUCGGCGAGAAGAAAAAAUGUUCGAAAUUGUGCAACAUUCUGGAAUCAAAUUGGCCCGAAUACGAGCUCGAUGUGAAUAAAUAUGCAAUUUUGAGAAUAAUUUUCGAAAUAGCUUUGAAAAGCGAAACCUUGGUAGAGCUUUCGUUGGCUAAAUUGAAUCAACUUUUAGCAUCUGGUGAUCAAACGGAUUGGCUUUGUGAAGAAAUCCUGCUCAUCGUAGAGCUGCUAGAAAAUGUGGAAUUCGUCUUAAAACUCGAUGUAUGGAAAGAGUUCGUGAAAUCGUCGCUGAAACACGGUUUACAUUCCCAGAAUGCUUUACUAAUCCGAGUCCUGAGAGUAUUCUGUGCCAAAGUAUUCGAGAACGGUAACGCUGCCGAAGAAUCUAGUAUUAUUUUCCAAAUGACCAUAUCGCAUUCUGAAUUCAUCGACGUGAUGUUGGGAGAUUCGGAGAUGAAAUGUGACCUGGUUGAACUUCUAAUAACUCUAACCACCUUGAAUACCUCUUUAAUGGCAUCCAAUCACGUGCCUCUGCUUUUAGGAGCGUACAAAGCCACCCUUUCGAAAUGUGAUCAAGCUAUUUUUCAACUUCUCCGAGUCUACGAAGAUAACGGUAUUCGAUUCAGCGACUGUAGACCUUAUUUAUGGGGAGAUGCUGCGGUCACCCAUCAUAGUAUUCGGACCGAAAUCAGCGUAUCUUUGAAACGACUCCCAUUACCAGGCCAAGUGCUCGAAUUACUGGACGGCGAAUUGAUUAAAAACACUAUUCGAUAUUUUCCUCUGGACCGUUCUUUAAAACCUGAAGACUCUUACGUCGCAUACGAUCACAAAAUGUACGAUAUUUCGUUCAUGUUACCUGUAAUGAGUCAUUUACUAGCUCCAGAGUCGAGAAUCAGUGUUCAGAAGUUUACUCGAACCGGUGGAUUGGCUUUGAUUAUCUGUGCCUUGGCUAAUCAAGCCGAAGAUACUAGAAUGGCAGCGUAUCAUUGCUUGCAACGAUUCAAAGCUCAUUUGUUCGGCCGUGAAAAAGAAAUCCAACUAUGGGAUCGUUUCGUUAGUUCUUUACAAACUGGCGUCUGUAGCAAUCCACCCGAAGACAAUACUCCACCUCGAUUACCCUGCAUAGUUACCGUAUUUUUAGCUCAAAUGUCUUUAGUAAUCGGCGAACCCCUCCACCCUUUGUACAUCUCGUUGACCAAGUUCCUUUUGGCCAAACCUUGCUUCGAUAUAGCCACCGUACCAAAUUUCCUAGCCUUAUUUUACAGCAUAGAUGAAAAACGCAGGGAUCAACAAGAAUGGAUAUUGAACGUGAUCAAGUACGGAAUGCGAUGCAAAGCUGAUUGGGUCGUGUCGCAGAAAUGCUUUUUAUUCAAAUUACUCCUGCAGUAUAGUUUCUCCGCCGUUUCCAGUGAACGUAUUAAUCUUCUAAUCCUCGACAUCAUCACAGCCGGCCUGCGAAUCCCCGAAUGUCGUCAAGAUAUCGUCACCAAAUACGGUUUCCUUCCAUGGAUCAGCCAAACCAUCCGCCAAACGUCCUCCAGGGCUGUUUUAUCUUCGAUCGUGCCAAUGCUGGGGUUACUCAGCAGCUCGAAAAACACCUCGAACGUGAUCUUCCUCAUCUCUCAACUACUCCACAAACUUCGACAAGUACCCAUACCCGAUGAAAGUUUAGUAGCACUGCUAAGCACUUCGACACGAAUCCACAGCUGGAGCAAAGUUAAGGACACCUCUAGUAGGACAGUUCUAGUCGCCAUAAUAGAAAUCCUCGGCUUACUCAGCGAGUCUGGCAGGAACUCUUCUAACGUAAUCUGCGUCGUUACUCAGCUGCUUUGUAAUCUACGUGGUGUACCUAUUCGAGACGAAAGCUUGAGGAAGACGAUGGGUAUCGGUAAUAGUAGUAAAUCACGUGAUAAUUGUGACAACCACUUCGUACGUAUUUUAAGGUGUUACUUGGAGACUUGAAUACAGUACUUUUUUUCCCCUUUUUUUUUUAAA
Molecule: messenger RNA, 5600 nt
Organism: Planococcus citri (citrus mealybug)
Lineage: Eukaryota; Metazoa; Arthropoda; Insecta; Hemiptera; Pseudococcidae
Exons: 24
Coding region: 174-5567 (1797 amino acids)
Biological process (GO): maturation of 5.8S rRNA from tricistronic rRNA transcript (SSU-rRNA, 5.8S rRNA, LSU-rRNA); maturation of LSU-rRNA from tricistronic rRNA transcript (SSU-rRNA, 5.8S rRNA, LSU-rRNA)
Cellular component (GO): nucleolus
Source: RefSeq, a predicted model, not a curated record